UCGUUCAAAGUUAUGGCAAACGUAAAACAUUGCAAAUUUAAAAUUUGUUGUCUAAUUUUAAUUUUUCUACCAUUUUCAUCAUCAGCAGCGAAUGAUAGGAAUGGAAAUAGUUCAAUUUCGCAUGAAGACACUUUGAAAAGAUGGACUGAAUUCGAAAGCGCUGCAAAAACUGGAAUCAGGUAUGCAGUGAAAAGUGUUUUGCCUUCUUUGAUGGAGGCAGCAACAAAAUUGGAACUUUCUGCACAAUGCAUGAACAAUGGAAUGCUGCUGCUGAAUAACAUGAUGAAAUUGAAACCAUGGGCAAUUCGAUUCAUUGACUCCAGUGCUAAAAGCAUCGACGGACUGAUGGGUGGUACUUUAAGUUCACUUGGCUCUUUUGACGAGUGUUUGGAAACAGAAGCCAUAUCCGACAGAAGAAAGGAUAAAAUACUUUUCCGUGGGCAAUAUUGCACAAUAAAUAUGAAGCCGCCGCUGCCCCCUCUAGACAGAUUCUACAAGUUGGGGGAGUCUAUGGACGAGCUUAAGAAUUUUACCAAAGGAGAAAACAUAAUAAGUGAUCUGUCGAAGAUUGCUCACACGUUCUACUUUUUAUCUAUAAGACUGGGAAUCUGUGUUCCAUCAGGAUGUUCGACAGAAGACAUUGACAAAGUUUCUAAAGCAGUUGGAAGUUUCUUCAAGAUUGAUGCAAGUGCUGCUCGAUGUGAGGUUAAAGAAGCAAAAAAGUUCACUACUUCUGCUAUUCUUUCAAUAACUGUUUAUUGUAUUCUGGGCCUCCUUGUGUUUAUUGCAACUUCAAUGGAUGUUUAUACCAAGCGAUGCAACAUGCAAUUCAAGGCCGCAAGUUUAAAAAUCCUGAUGGCGUUUUCGCUAGUUCGAAACUACGAAAAACUGUUUAGCACGGAUUCAAAGUCUAAAAGUUUGGAUUUCUUGAAUGGCAUCCGUUUUUUCACAAUGACGUGGGUGGUCCUCAGCCACACUCACUAUGUAAUAAACUUCCAAGUAUUUACUGAAAUGCUAAAAAUAAGAGACUUAAUUGAGGGAUUUGGUUUCCAAGUAAUAGCCAAUGGUGGUAUUUGUGUAGAAACCUUUUUCGUGAUAAGUGGUUUUUUGGCUUGCUAUUUAACAGUAAAAUCAGCGGAAGAUGGUCAUCGCUUUAGCACACUAUUUUACAUCUUUCACAGAUUUUGGAGGCUUUUUCCUUUGCUGGUGUUUUGUCUUCUAGCAGCAUUUCUGGUGCCUCUAAUGGGCUCCGGCCCACUGUGGCAUGAAACGAUCGACACGUAUGUUCCUGCAUGUAGAACAAACUGGUGGAGGAAUCUUAUAUUUAUAAACAACUUCUUCGAUCCAAAAGAUAUGUGUUUGCAGCACACUUGGUAUUUGGCGUGCGAUUUUCAAUUACAUGUUGCUGCACUUUUGAUACUGAUACCACUUUUGAGGCAACCACUUGUUGGUCUGACGUUGAACUUUGCAGCAAUACUAUCAUCAGUGAUAUAUAGUGGCUAUGUUGUCUCUGUGGAGGGAUUUUCACCGACGUCUUUACCAUCUGAUGCUGACCCAAGGCAAAACGAAUUUUAUUGGAGCUACUUCUUUAAGCCUUUUGUGCAUGUGGGUCCAUAUUGCAUAGGAAUGCUAUCUGGCUACAUUUUGGCAAAAAAACCUAAUUUGAAAAUACCGACAAGAUAUCAAGUUGCUGGCUGGUGUUUAGCUGUCGUAUUCAAUGUGAGCUCCCUUUAUGGAGUUUAUGAAUGGAACAGAGGUGCUCAACCUACAUUUGUGGAGAAAAUAUUGUAUGCAGGGUUGCACAGAGUAGCUUGGUCUGCAGGUGUUGCUUGGGUUAUCCUUGUCUGCUCUACUGGACAUGGAGGCAUUGUUAGCAGUAUUUUGUCGCUCAAACCAUUUAUUCCGUUGGGAAGACUGACGUUCUUCGUUUACUUGUUUCAUCCACUCAUACAAUUGGUAUAUGCCUCCAAUCUGCAAACACUGAUUGAACCAGCCCAUUUUAUUCUGGUUUGGCUUUUCUUCGCCUAUGUGACUGCUUCGUAUGGUCUAGCCCUCAUUGGAACUGCAAUGCUUGAAGCUCCAUUCCUUGCGCUGGAGAAAUUUAUGUUCUCAGCUAAAGCAAAAGUACAAGAAAUUCAAAUGUCGACUAAUAAAAUAGAAUCUCAAAUUGGAACUGCAGAACAAAAUGUAGAAAACUUUGAACACUUCAAUAAUUUGAAAAAUUUAAACAAGCAUUUAUAAAUCUUUUCCUGUAAAAAAAUGAAUAAAUUAUA
Molecule: messenger RNA, 2273 nt
Organism: Uloborus diversus
Lineage: Eukaryota; Metazoa; Arthropoda; Arachnida; Araneae; Uloboridae
Product: nose resistant to fluoxetine protein 6-like
Exons: 15
Coding region: 13-2241 (742 amino acids)
Molecular function (GO): acyltransferase activity, transferring groups other than amino-acyl groups
Source: RefSeq, a predicted model, not a curated record